CCUUUUUUUGCAUUUCUUCCAGUAAACCACCAACACCAUCAUGGCUGCGUGCCAUCCAGUUCUAGUCGGGCUAGCCGUGCUCUCUACCGUGAUAGUUCUAGUCAACGGCUACACAGCCGCCAUAUCCAGCGAAGAUACCUACACCAGCUAUCGGCUACCGAAGGCCUUCCAUCCGGAGCACUACACCCUGCAGGUGCUGACCCAUCUGGGCGACGAGAAUGGUUUCGCCUUCUUCGGCAAUGUUCUAAUAAGGAUGGUUUGCGAUGAGGAUGCCUCCAACAUCACGCUGCACUCCAAGAAUCUCAACCUGACGGAAAGCGCAAUCCAACUAGUUGAACUUCCUCCGUCGUCGUCGUCCGGUAGCGAAAGCUCCAAGCCGCUAGAGAUCAAAAAAGUUCAGUACAUUACCGAUAACGACUACGUGGUUUUCCAUACCGGGGAAACGAUGAAGAAGGGCCUCCGUUACGAGCUGUCCAUUCUAUUCCAGGGUGCUUUGGGAACCGGCUUACUGGGUUACUACCGCAGCAGCUAUAUGGAUCAGAAGUCUCAGAAAAAGGUAUGGCUCUCAGUUACCCAGUUUGAGCCAACCUAUGCUCGUGAGGCGUUCCCUUGCUUCGACGAGCCGGAAAUGAAGGCGACCUUCGACGUUUCUCUCGGCCAUCACAAGAACUUGACUGCCCUCAGUAACAUGCCAGUCAACCGGACGGAACCGAUGACUAGCCCGGCCGAUUGGGUGAUGGACCAUUUCGAUACGACGGUUCCGAUGUCAACCUACUUGGUGGCCUAUUCGGUUAAUGAUUUUGAGUAUCGCGAAGCUAUGACCCACGAGGAAGGUGAUGUGUUGUUCAAGAUUUGGGCUCGUCGCGAUGCCAUCGAUCAGGUGGAUUACGCUCGGGAUGUUGGACCUCGAGUGACUCGCUUUUACGAGGAGUACUUCGAUGAGAAGUUCCCGCUGCCCAAGAUCGACAUGAUUGCUAUUCCGGAUUUCUCCGCUGGUGCCAUGGAAAAUUGGGGUUUGAUCACCUACCGGGAAACCGCCCUGCUGUAUCAUCCGAAUAUUUCAACCGCCAGUAACAAACACCGUGUGGCUUCAGUAAUUGCUCAUGAGUUGGCCCAUCAAUGGUUCGGCAAUCUAGUUACGAUGAAGUGGUGGACCGAUUUGUGGCUGAAUGAAGGAUUUGCUACGUAUGUGGCCAGCUUGGGAGUAGAAUAUUUGCACCCUGAAUGGCAUGCCCUCGAGGAAGAAUCUGUCGGUAAUGCUUUGGAUAUCUUCAAGUUCGAUUCUUUGAUCAGCAGCCAUCCAGUUUCGGUUGAAAUUGGACACCCAAAUCAGAUUUCACAGAUCUUCGACGCUAUAUCCUACGAGAAGGGUUCAACGGUCAUCCGCAUGAUGCAUUUGUUCCUAGGAGAGGAAACUUUCCGUAACGGUGUUCGGCUUUAUCUGAAGAAGCACAAAUACGGCAACGCCGAGCAGAACGACCUCUGGGCUGCCUUGACCGAAGAGGCACACAAAAACGGUGUCCUCCCAGCUGAUAUCGAUGUCAAAACGGUAAUGGACUCGUGGACUCUUCAAACUGGCUAUCCAGUAGUUACGGUUAACCGAAACUACGACAACAAAACAGCUGAACUCAGCCAAGUUCGAUUCCUCUCGGACCGUGAUCAACAGCAAAACUUCACUGACUAUUGUUGGUGGAUUCCCCUGACCUAUGUUACAUCGGAAAACCCCAAUUUCGAAGAUACCGCCACCAAGGAUUGGAUGAAGUGUGGACAAAGUGAUUCGAGAAAGGGUCCACUGAAAGUAGUUCGCAAUCUUCCAGGUAAAGACGAAUGGGUGUUAUUCAAUGUUCAGCUAGCGGGUCUGUACAAGCUCAAGUAUGACAAACAAAACUAUCGGCUUAUCGUCAAACAACUGAACAGUGAAAGCUAUAAUACGAUUAGUCUGGCCAAUCGUGCUCAACUUAUCGACGAUGCCAUGGAUUUGGCUUGGACUGGAUCACAAGAAUAUGGAAUUGCUUUUGCCAUGAUCAACUAUCUCCACCAGGAGGUAGAGUUUAUUCCAUGGAGAGCAGCUCUCAGAAAUUUGAACACAUUAAACCGACUGCUGAAACGAACCCCCGUUUAUGCCGUAUUCCGAAGUUAUAUUCAAUUCAUUCUCGAACCAAUCUAUGACCGCUUGAAGAUCUUCGAUGCCAAUCGGCCUGCGAGUGAUCGACUGGACGCCACAAAACAAGUCGUACAAAUCGCAGGCUGGGCUUGCAAAUUCGACGUAGGAGAUUGUGGUGAUCGCUCGAAGGCAUUGUUCGCUGAAUGGAUGGCCGUCGAAGAUCCAGAUGUAACCAACCCUAUACCACGAGAUCUGCGCUCUGUCGUCUACUGUAACGCAAUUCGCAAUGGAAAGGAAGCCGAAUGGAAUUUCCUGUGGCAACGAUACCUCAAGAGCAACGUAGGAUCUGAGAAGAUUACGAUCAUUGGAUCUUUGGCUUGUACCCGCGAAGUUUGGCUGACUGAGAGGUUCCUUCUUUGGUCGCUCAACAGUACCUCAGGUGUUCGCAAGCAGGACUCCGUCAUAGUAUUCGCAAAUGUCGCCAAGGCCGAUGUUGGAUUCCAUCUAGCGAAAACUUUCCUGCUAGAAAAUGUCGAAGAAAUCUAUAACUACUUAGCUCCUGACACCUCACGACUGUCCCGUUACCUCAAGCCUUUGGCUGACCAAAUGUCCACCAUGAAGGAGCUUACCGAACUUAAGGACCUGAUCGAGAAAAAGCAAAACAUCUUUGCCAAGGCCACCCAAGGAGUGAAACAAGCGCUCGAAACGGUGGAAAUCCACACCCAGUGGAAGGCGAUUAACUAUCAGCAAAUGACACGAUAUCUGCCGCUCCUCAACUACCGUUCAUCCGGACUGGACGUGAUGGAGCUGAUUGGCAAUUAAGAAAACGAGAGCUUUGGUGUAUCAUCAUCCCAACAACAACAACAACCCGUUUCGAUAUUCGAAGAAUUUGUGAGCUCGUUAAAAUGUAUUCUUUAAUGUUAGUGUUUGUCGUAUGACGCAUCGCGUUAGCAAUUCAUUUCUUGUUGUUACUUACUACUUACCUACUAUAUCACGUACUACGAUGUGUUUCGAGAACAAAUUGUUUUAAAUUAUGAAUAAACGUGGACUGUUGCAGGUCCUCAUUUUAAAACUGUGAA
Uranotaenia lowii is the source of this 3183-nucleotide messenger RNA. RefSeq names its product aminopeptidase N-like. Bases 41 to 2926 code for a protein of 961 amino acids. Gene Ontology annotation, cellular component: cytoplasm. Gene Ontology annotation, biological process: peptide catabolic process; proteolysis. The transcript has 5 exons. NCBI's taxonomy places the organism in Eukaryota, Metazoa, Arthropoda, Insecta, Diptera, Culicidae. Gene Ontology annotation, molecular function: metalloaminopeptidase activity; zinc ion binding; peptide binding. The record is from RefSeq and is a predicted model, not a curated record.